Messenger RNA from Symbiodinium natans, 2148 nucleotides. NCBI's taxonomy places the organism in Eukaryota, Dinophyceae, Suessiales, Symbiodiniaceae. The record is from the annotation of a GenBank genome assembly.
AUGGCACCUGCUCCAGCCGUUCAUGAUGUGAAAGACCGCAUCCAGGCUGCCAAAGCAAGGAUUGAGGCUUUGCAAGCUUCGAUCGCCGCCCGGCGGGCCUCGAGGCCUGCAGCGGGCGAGUCUUCCCAGCCAGCGCCUGAAGGUGCCCCAGCGGUUGCCAGAACGAUUUCGUGCGAGGCUGUGACUGGGGCCUUGGCUGUGCCUUUGGGACGGGCCCCAGACGAUCGUGUUGUUCCGCGGUCCACGGAAUCUCUGGGGAGUGGUGCGUCAUACGACAGUACAAUCGAGGAUGCACAGUGCCCGUACCCACGAUCCAAGGAUGAGCCCAAGCCUGCCCACAUGUCGCAACAUGUCCCAAGCGCAGGCCCGAACCAGCGUGAGCCACCAACGGAUGUCGCAGGCCCUAGCCUGACCUCGCACCUGAGAAAUGUCGCAACCCCCCAGAAGAGGCCUGGUUUGCCACCGACCACAGGCCACACCCUGCCAGCGGAGCCCCAGAAGAUGCCUGGUUUGCCGCCGACCACAGGCCGCCCCGUGCCAGAGGAUGUUACCACACCCCAAAAGGCCAAGACCCAUGAAGCACAGUCUCCACCACCAAGCGCUACCCCACCGUCGACGACUUCCCCGCCAAACAAGUCCACGAAGAAGCGAGCCAAGUUGCGGAGGUACUUCGAACCGAAGCAAUGUGGAAGCCUGAAGUGCUCACCCCAAGCCCUCGCCCUGUACAAGUCCGAGGAAGGUAAAAAGCUUCGUGACCUCCUGAAGAAGCACGGUGACUUCAAGUCGCUCGAGAUCCAUGUCAAGAAGAUUCACACGGCUUCCUAUGGCAAGUCCAAGAUGGGACAGUGGGUAACCAAGCAGUACCUCGCGACGGUGCUUCAUUGGAAAAUGAUUGCGGCCGCCUGGUCGUGGGCAGCCAAGACAGGCAACCUGCGCAAGAACCCCGUCCACGGGGAGGAGGAGGCCCGAUUGGUUCUUGCCGAUAAGUUCGAGGCCCAGGACAACACAAGCCAGGAGAUCGAGCUUUCGGGGCAGAUGGAUGCCGAGGACGACACCGGCUUCUUGCUGGAGGGCGACGUUCCCAACAUCGAUGCCGAGGAUGCUGCAUUGAUGCUUCGGGUGGAGAUCCAGAAGGUCCUCGAUGGGCUCAACAUCCUCUUCUCUGAUUUGACGAAGAAGCAGUCCGACGCCAUCACCAGAAAGCCCGACGAGACCUUCCAGAACAGCCUCCUCAAAAUCUUCGCCGAAGUCACGAAGCAGGACUUGAUCAUGAACAACUUCGUCGUCCGAGCGAAGACAAUGAAGCCCGCCCAGUCCAACAAGCCGACCAAGCCUGCUGUGAAGACGGCAGCCAAGCCGCCGAAGCCUGCCAAGAAGCCGGCAAAGGUUAAGAAGGUCUACUUGAACAAGCAGGGGAUCCAAGGGGAGCUGGUGGAAGAGAAGGCAGAGAGCGCAGAGCGUGUUGUUCGGCUUGCUCAAGUGGCAGCACGCAAGAUGAAGAAGCAUGGUGUCGUGGAUCCGAUUCUGAAAGCUCUGGCAGCGUGUGGUGCCGGCAAGACUGUUGGGACCAAUGCUUCUCGUAACUUACAUCGGCUCAUUCAGAAGCAAGGGCGUACUCUGCCUGUGCAAAUUGAGUCGGUCAGCACACCUAUUCGAGUCGUUGCAAAGGGCAGACUGCGCAGGGUCGAUUGUUGCUAUCCUGUCAUUAUGCCUUCUGCGUGGCUGGAGUAUUCCCUGAGUGUGGGUGGGGAGGCCUUCCUAGGGGGCCAGUGUCUCGACGCAGAGCAGUCCUACAGGUCUAUGUUUCUCGACUUCUGGACAAAGUACAGGACCACCCACCCCACGUUCGACUUGUAUCAAAGGCCAGAGUACAGCGAUGAGUUUGCCAGCACGUGUAUCCCCGUAUCAGUGCAUGGAGAUGAAGGUAGGGCUAAGGCCAAACGGGCGAUUAUGAUCCUAUCGCUGCAGCCGGUCAUUGGACCCAAGGGCAUCCAGUACAUCAACACCAGUGGGCUCCAGGAAUACCCUACAGGAUGUGGGAAAGGACAUGAUUGUGGUCUGAUGAACGCUUGGCUGGAAGAGGUUGUGUCCCGUGUCGUGGAAGACACCAUUGUAACUUGCAGCAUUUUAGUUUUUAAAGCUGCCUGA